Messenger RNA from Besnoitia besnoiti, 1425 nucleotides. RefSeq names its product protein-tyrosine-phosphatase. Gene Ontology annotation, biological process: clathrin-dependent endocytosis; clathrin coat disassembly. Bases 1 to 1425 code for a protein of 474 amino acids. The record is from RefSeq and is a predicted model, not a curated record. NCBI's taxonomy places the organism in Eukaryota, Apicomplexa, Conoidasida, Eucoccidiorida, Sarcocystidae. Gene Ontology annotation, molecular function: clathrin binding. Gene Ontology annotation, cellular component: vesicle; intracellular membrane-bounded organelle; cytoplasm. The transcript is spliced from 6 exons.
AUGGAUCUGAAGACCUGGGCGGCCUCUCUGGCCUCGCGGGGGCAAAAGCUCGCGCGCGACGGCAUGACGUAUGUGAACCAGCGAAUUGAUAAGCAGAGUCUUCCUCACUCCGUCUCUUCGUUUUUCCAGGGCGGCGCGGGGACUGGGAUCUCUGGCGAGUUCGAUGCCUUCGCCUCCGCCUCGAAUUCGGGCCCUGCGGCUCCCCCCUGUCUCGUCUACUACUCGAUUCAGAAUGAACUGUCUCCGCCCCCCUUCCCGCUCUCUUCCUCCUCGAGCGCCAGUCUCCCCCCCGCGGACGCUUCUUCGCCGUCUGUCUCGAUCGUCAACGCGUUUCUGCUGCCAGACGGCCUCCUCGCAGACGCCGUGAGCCUCUCGCUCUUCGCGGCGCUUUUUCCAGUCCCUGGGCACUUUAGCUUUCGGUUCAAAACUCCAUCCGACGCCUCCCCCGCGGGAUACGUGUGGCGUCACAUGUCUAGAGACGAAGAGGACGCGUUCGUCCCGAGCUUCCACGGCUCCAUUGUGUGCCGCGCUCUACAGAUUCCCCCCGAGGCGAACGUGCCAGCCGAGGCCUGCUUCGCCGUCUACUCCUGCGCGUCUGCGCCCUCUGCCUCUUCAUGCCGAAAACCCUCUCCCCCCCCCUCCUCUCCCUCUCCCUCCCCGUCUCCCUCUCCCUCUCCCUCUCCCUCCCCCCAUGCCAGAGUAGCCCACCCGGCCUCCUCGGGCGCCAGCGACAGCCCCGGGCUUCAGGGACCGCGGCAGGCUCCACCAGGCGAUUUUUCGGCGUCUCCGCUCAGAGCCGCCUCCGCGGCCUCCCCCGGCGCGAGUGGGGAGGCGUUCGACUUUUGGGGAGGGGGCGGCGGAGACGCGGCGAAGCGCUCAGAGGCCAGCGUAGGUCUCUUCUCGCGUGCGGAGAGUCCGCCGGCUGCUGGUGUCGCUUUCGCGAGCGGAUCCGGCACUCCCGGUGCGCUGCAGAGACCGAGGCCUGCGGCGGCAGCCAAAGUUGAAAUGCCCAAGCGCGAAGAACUUGUCGCCGACCGCCUCGCCCGCACCGAGUCGCGCAUGCAAGAAAAACUGCAGGAGGCCCAAGAGAGACGCCAGCAGGAGAUCAGUCGGCAGCAGGAGCGGCUAGCGAUUCCGGACCAACUGCAGCAGCAACUCCAGAAGUGGGCGAAGUCGGCCGACGGGAAAUACAAAGACAUUCGCACGCUCCUAUGCACCGUACAUGAGGUGCUCUGGCCAGGCGCAGAGUGGGAACCAGUGUCGAUUAGCACUCUCAUGAUUUCUUCUCAAGUGAAGAAGCACUACCGGAAGGCGCUCCUCCUCACGCACCCAGACAAACAUCAGUCCUCCUCUGCUGAGCAACUCUUUCGAGCGGAAAAGAUAUUUCAGGCUUUCAACGAGGCGUUCAAAGUCCAUCCCCUUUGA